Molecule: messenger RNA, 2017 nt
Organism: Ornithodoros turicata
Lineage: Eukaryota; Metazoa; Arthropoda; Arachnida; Ixodida; Argasidae
Product: solute carrier family 22 member 7-like
Exons: 1
Coding region: 48-1919 (623 amino acids)
Biological process (GO): transmembrane transport
Cellular component (GO): membrane
Molecular function (GO): transmembrane transporter activity
Source: RefSeq, a predicted model, not a curated record
GCGCUGGCGAACGUGGGUUUACCAUUGUGUAUUCCAGAAGCGACGCAAUGAGGUACCGUAGUCCUAGCACUAGCAUUUCACGGAGUCGUCCUGGAAGCACAUCACACCACAGCCCAGGCCACAGCGGUACCCUCUGCAGUACAGCACCACGCGACGCACCGUUGCGACUGGCGUCGCUCGGGCUCAUAUCUGAAUCACGAACCAUGGGAAGCCCCUUCAUAAUACCCGCCCUUACUAGCGGUACCCAUAGCGACAUACCAACGCACAAUAUUGAAGACCUCGUCCGCCCACUUGAAGCCUUUGAUCCAACAGUCAUCUACAGCAGCGGUCCCUUCCAAGUAAUAGUCCUGUUAUGCACUCACUUGGCGGCCUUCUGUCUCACCUGCCAUAAUCUCUCUAUCAGUCUGCUCACUCCUACAGUCAACUACUGGUGUAAGAAACCCGACGCGUACGCCAACUUAACCUACGAGGAAUGGAAGAACAUCAGCGCCUCCGUUGACGAAGCCGGCACCUUCACCCAGUGCAUGCGAUACGAUCCACCACUCAGUGUCUUCUCCCUUAAUCGUAGCCUGGUGGAAUGCACAGCAUGGGAUUAUGACUUGGAGGCGUACGGUCAGACCAUCGUCAGCGAAUGGGACUUGGUGUGUGGGAGAAGUCAUCUUAUUUCGGUCUCUACUUUCUGUUACAUGAGCGGUGCGAUGGUGGCAGCACCGGUUGCAGGUCUUCUGGCUGAUAACCUCGGUCGUCGGCCGGUUAUCUGCUCGGCUGCAGUGCUGCUACUGGUGUUCGGCUACGCCUCGUGUUGGGUUGGAUCCCUGGUGCUGUUCAUUAUAUGUAGGGCAUUUGUUGCAGCAGGUGUGAGCGCCGUUCAAGUGGUCAGCUUCAUUGAGCUGUUCGAAGUCUGCUGCAUUCGCCAGCGGGACCUGUACUGCAUACUCGCCAAUACUGGGUGGAUUGUCGCUAACCUUUAUCUUAAGAUCCUUACCCUCUUCAAGCUGAGCCGAUUCUCAGUACAAAUGCUAAUCAUGCUACCGUCAUCUCUCUUGCUGUGGACCUUUUAUCUGAUGACGGAAUCACCGCGUUGGCUGAUAGCUAGCGGUGAUCUUACUCUCGCUGAAGAAGCCGUCGAAUGGGCAGCACGCAUCAACAAAGUACCCAUGGCUGUAACUCGAGAACGGUGGGCAAAAGCGAGGGAACUCUUGGAAAUCCAUCAACUUCGGGCAAUCCAUGUGCAGAAGGACAACAUCCGUGACAUCCUCAAUAGUCAACCCCUACGAUCGCGUCUCAUCAUAUUAUGUUGCUGCUGGUUUUGCACUACGUUUUGCUACUACAGCUUCUGGCUUCAUGUAUUUGUGCACCUUAGCGACCUCGUGCAGUUCACGGCUAUAUUUCUUCUAAUGCUUACUUUCCUAUUGUCCGGUAUUGCAGUGAGCCUGUACGGUCGCCGCAGGACGCUCUCGGGUGCCCUUAUGCUUUUCUCAUUUGCUACCUCCCUACUGGCAUCGGCUGUUUCAGAGGAAGAGCUGUCUCACACGGAGCUAUCGAGCACAGCGACGGGACUUCUUGUGACCGCAAAGUGUUUCUUAGCUUCCGCCCUUACGGUGAUGUAUGUCUACACCGUUGAACUGAAUCCAACGGUAGUCCGUGCUCUAGGUACGUGCAUAGCGUACUUUGCCGGUAGAAUUGGGAGUGCUUUAUCGCCGUUUUUGAAUGAGCUUAGGAUAUGGCGCUCCAACAUGCCGUUCGCUGUACUCACGGCACUUUCUCUGUUAUGCGCGCUUUGUGUUCUAAGACUGCCCGAAACCACAGAGAUCAGCGUCCCAGAUACUAUCGGCGGCAUGGAGCAAGAUAUCUUGCAUAAGAAGCUGCUUGGUCCACGGUCACGCAGGAAGAAGAGAGGACUCUUACUAAAUGACUGACAUCGGGAUUUCUGUCCGGUGCCUUACCUGACUAAAAUUUACUCCCGAUGAUUCCUGCAGCUCGAAAGUGGAACUUGCAAUAAAUACUUGAAACUGUA